AGCGCGCCAAAUUUUGUAAACAAAGCAAGUGAAGCUUUCAACCAGAUAUCCACCAUUUUGAUAAAGAAGAAGGUUUCAAGGUCACAGUUGUAAAUUAGAACUUGCCUCAACUGGCCUACCUGGUUAAAGAAAGAUUUCCCUUUUAACCUAAAGCUGACAGAUCGGGAUGUGGCUACUCGACCAGUGUCAAGCACUGUUCAACACCUCCAGCCUCUAUGGGGUGCUGGGCGUUUCCAAGGAGGCGACAGACGCAGAGAUCCGACACAGCUACUACAAGGUGUCGCUCAGGGUUCACCCAGAUCGUGCUCCCGAAGACCUGCAGGCAACAGAGAAAUUUCAGGUGCUUGGGAAGUUAUAUGCCGUGUUGAGUGACAAGGAGCAGAGGGCAGUGUAUGAUGAGCAGGGACUUGUGGCUGAGGAUUCUGACUCACUGCAGCAGGACCAAUGCUGGGAGGAGUACUGGAGGUUGCUGUUCCCUAAGAUCACAUUGGAGGACAUCCAGGAGUUUGAGAGGAAGUACAAAGGCACGGAGGAGGAGAGGCAGGAUGUGAUGCAGAUUUACCUGCAGCACCAGGGGAACAUGGACGCCAUCAUGGCCUCAGCCCUGUGCUGCUCUCAGGAGGACGAGCCCAGGAUCACAGCCCUUAUACAGACAGCCAUCCAGGCAGGGGAGCUCACGGCCUACCCUGCUUUCACCCAGGAGAGCACCAGGAAGAAGAAAACACGCAAACAUAAGGCUGAUGAAGAAAGACAAGAAGCUGAGGAGAGGCAGAGAGAGAUGGGACUCAAUGAUGCUGAUGACAGUCUUGUGAUUAUUUUAAAGCAAAAGCAGAAGUCCAGAGAGCAGAAUUUAAACUCUUUCCUGUCUGACCUGGAAGCUAAAUACUCCAAGGGAGGAAAAGCCAAAGCAGGAGGGAACGGAAAAAAGUGAAGACUUCAAACCCUUGAAGGUAGAGGUUAAGGUAUGCUAUGUGAAACCCCAAAGUUUUGUGCUUGUCUUUUUUACAUGGGAAAAUAAAGGUAAUGUGCUUAUAAAAGUACAAAGAAACCAGUCGAAGCAUGUCAGUCUUCAAAAGGCUUUUGUUUCUCCUGCAUAGUUGGACUUGCCAUUCGGGUCAUCCUACGAAAAUUGUCUUUCCUGUCCCCUACAUUAACCACCAGGAAAAACACGUAUGUUAGAUAAUGACAUGUUGUUUUAAUUUAAGUGUUUUGUUAAUAAAACAUAUGUAAAACAGAUAUUGCAAACUAUUUGUAUAUAGUGCGUUCAGAAAGUAUUCAGACCCCUUGAUUUUUCCCCCCCCACAGUACUACUUUACAGCCUUGUUCUAAAAUGUAUUAAAAAACAUGUUUUUCCUCAAU
This is a messenger RNA of Oncorhynchus kisutch (coho salmon), 1359 nucleotides long. RefSeq names its product dnaJ homolog subfamily C member 9. Lineage: Eukaryota; Metazoa; Chordata; Actinopteri; Salmoniformes; Salmonidae. The coding region runs from base 167 to 931 and encodes 254 amino acids. Gene Ontology annotation, cellular component: nucleus; cytoplasm. Gene Ontology annotation, molecular function: heat shock protein binding. The record is from RefSeq and is a predicted model, not a curated record. The transcript is spliced from 8 exons.